This is a messenger RNA of Nematocida ausubeli, 2607 nucleotides long. RefSeq lists its product as uncharacterized. The transcript has a single exon. The record is from RefSeq and is a predicted model, not a curated record. NCBI's taxonomy places the organism in Eukaryota, Fungi, Microsporidia. Bases 1 to 2607 code for a protein of 868 amino acids.
AUGACGGGGGAGAGACGGAGGAACUGGCAUUCAAGAAAGGGCAAUAAAAGAACACAUCCCAGAAGAUACUACACAAAUCCCUUGGAAGAAAGAUACGCAAAUUACGAAGAAACUGGAAGGAGAGGAUGGCACUCCAGCUACAGCCCAGAGAGAGAGCAACUUCAAUACGACGCGUACAUGCAGCAGAGGCACAGGCCCUGGGGGACACAGUAUCAGUCAAGAUAUACGCACAGAGAGAGAGAUUAUGCUUCAGAGACACUGCACCCAGCAGAGCAGAAAGAAGAAAUUCCGUGUGCACAAAGCAGUCACCCAGAAGAAGCAGUAGAAGAAGCAAUAGAAGAGUAUGUUAGUCUAGAGGAGAUACAGGAUCUGUCCAUAACGUACACAGACAGCAGUGCAUACGCAGACAGUCAGAAAGAGAAAGAAGCCACUGAAGCACCACACAGAGACACGCACAAGAGCCAGAAGAGAAGAAAAAUAGAAGAAGACACAAUAGAAAUAUACGAAAGAGAACAAAAUGCACAGAAAGCCACAGAAAAUAAGACAGUCAUAACAGAGCAAUAUACACACCAGGAUGUACCCGAAGAAGGUGAAGGUGGUAAAGGUAGAGAAGAAAUAGUGAAAGUGGAAGUGAAAGGAGAAGGUAGAGAAGAAAUAGUUGAAGAAGGUGAAGAAAUAUUCACUCAGCCAACACCCACAGAAGAAGCAGAAGGUGGUGAAGGAGCAGAUUUUGCAAGCGCAGUGAGAGAGCAGUUUAGUCAGUCAGCACCCACAGAAGAAGUGAAAGAAUUCACUGAAGCAGGGCAAGAAACAGCUGCAGUAAGAGAGUUAGUCCCAGUAGAAGAAUUAGUCACUAGACAAGAACCAGUCAAAGUAGAAGACUUAGUCCCUGUAGAAGAAUUUUCUGAAGUAAGACAAGAGUUAGUCAGUAAGCCACAAGAAUUAGUUCCAGUAGAAGAAUUAAUAACAGUGAAAGAAUUAGUCACUAGACAAGAGCCACUCAUAGUGAAAGAAUUAGUCCCUGUAGAGGAAUUAGUCACAGUGAGAGUGUUGGUCAGUCAGCCACAAGAAUUAGUCCCAGUAAAAGAAUUAGUAACAGUAAAAGACUUAGUCAGUCAGUCACAAGAAUUAGUCCCAGUAAAAGAAUUAGCAAAAGUAAAACAAGAAGAACAAGCCAUAAACCAACAAGAAUUAGUCCCAGUAGAAGAAUUAGUCAGUCAGUCACAAGAAGAACCUGUCACUCAGCAGAUAAUUAAUAUGGAGAUAAUCAAUCAGCAAGCAGAAGAAGACCUAGCUAGCCAAGAAAUAACCAGCCAUGAACUAAUUAUGCCAGACUCAGACAGCUGCUUAAUCAAUGAACAGACAGACAGAAUCGCAUACGAAUUAAUACACGCACACAGUGGAAUAAACUUAGUCCCAGAAAGUACAGUAGACACAGAUAUAGUUCCGUUAAAUAUUCCAGUAUUCAAGAAUAUUUCAACAGAAACAGAAAUAUAUACACCCUCAGAUACUAUAAAUACAGUAGCCUACGACUACCGUGCAGACACAAGUGAAGAUAUUUCUAGACCAGAAAGUAUUCCUAGUAUUUACACGUACCUCAUGGCAAAAUAUAAAGUGGAACAAGAAGAAGUCGCUAGACUGCAAGAAGAAAAGAACAAAGAACAAAAAGUAUCACCUUCUGUUGAAGCAGAAAUCACCAUGUGGUCAAAUAAUAAAGAGAUGAGAUUCCUUGGGUACGACAAAGAAUUAAUCUCAGAAGCCAUCAGAACAGCAGACGAAAGAAGUAAAUUAAACGAAGCACCAAUUCCAGACAGAGAACCACACGAAUUAGCAAGCUACGUAUACACAGACACAAUAAAAAAUAUUGAAGCAAAACAUAAAAUAAGUGCACAAGUAUACGUAUACGCAGGAGAUGAAGCUGCCAUAAAAAGUGCAUUCCUGGAGAUAGGAAAGAACUUCCUGGAAAUUAGAAGAAAAUAUCUCCCAUGGAGAUCUCACAAGGAAAUAGUCAAAUUAUACUAUCUCCUGAAGUAUAAGCUAAGACUAAAGCCAUCACAGAUAGCAACAGACACCAGAAAGAUCCCAGACAAAGAACUCAAUGAGAUUGUAGCCAGAGACUGGGCACCUCAUGAAAUGGAAAUAUUCUCAAGCUUAUUCCCAGAGUUAGGGAAGAAGUGGAAGGAGUACAUGAAAAGUAUCCCAGGGAAGACAGAAAUAGACCUAAAGAUAUUCUACAAAUACUUCAAGAAAUAUCACCAGAAGAAAGAAAAGGCUCCCGUAAAGAUAAAACAAAGAGAAGAAAAAAAGGAAGAAACAUUAGACGACUGGAAGAUCCAUGAGAGACAGACAUUCGCCCUUUUAUUCCCGCACAUUGGAAAGAACUGGGGCGUACUUGCGAAUUACAUUGUCACAAAGACAGCUGCAGAGAUCAGGGCGUACCACAGAAUAUACUACAAGAAUUUAAGGGCAGGUGAAAGGAUCCUGGAAAUAUACUUAAAGGACAUUGGGACAAAAGAAGUAAGGACAGACCCAUUGCCCAUCCAUGAAUUUGCAGGUCAUCAGCAGAAACACAGCAGAUACGCAGGUGUCCUAUUUUCAUGUAAAUAA